Orbicella faveolata is the source of this 1250-nucleotide messenger RNA. RefSeq names its product metallophosphoesterase 1 homolog. The record is from RefSeq and is a predicted model, not a curated record. Gene Ontology annotation, biological process: GPI anchor biosynthetic process. Gene Ontology annotation, molecular function: hydrolase activity. Gene Ontology annotation, cellular component: endoplasmic reticulum. NCBI's taxonomy places the organism in Eukaryota, Metazoa, Cnidaria, Anthozoa, Scleractinia, Merulinidae.
AUGGGGAGCCUCAAAUUUAUAACGGUUUGUCCAAAAUGCCGGUUGAAUAGACACUGUAUUACCAAAGCGAUACAACGGGUUUUGGUCAUAUUCAAUUUUCAUAGACGGUGGCAGCGGUAUUGGCUUAGUUGUGCUUUCAAGUUCUCUUUGUUUCUGCUUUUCAUUGUUCUGGCAGUUGGAGAGUUUGGAUGUUUUUGGUGGGCAUUCUGUACUUGGCGUAUCCCCAAGACUUCCCGUGACUCAUUAAAUCUCCUUUUUGUCUCUGACUCACAAAUUCAGGGGUACAAAGGAGAACGUCCUGGAAUUCUUGGGUCAAUAGCACGGCUUGAUUCAGACUGGUACUUGACAAAGGCUUUCUUUCUUGCAUUGUCAUCCUUUUCCGCAGAUGCUGUCAUUCAUUUAGGUGACUUGUUAGAUGAAGGAUACAUUGCUACUGAUGAUGAAUUUCAGGAGUACAAGGUCAGACAUGAUAAAAUUUUUAACACCCCUGAUAGAAUUUCCAGGAUCCAUGUUGCUGGCGACAAUGAUAUUGGAGGUGAAUCGAGGGAUAUUAUUACAGAAAAAACAGUGUCAAGAUUCUCAGAGAACUUUGGCCCUAUAAAUGAUAUCCUAAGACUGAAGUCUCUCCAGAUAGUGAAGAUAAAUUCCUUGAGCUUUUUAAGGAGAUGGCCUCUCAGAGAUGAGCAGACAAACUACAACAAUACAAUGAACUUUAUUAAAGAGUUGCCAUUAAAGCUUCACAAGGAUAAAAUUUCUAUUUUGAUUGGACAUGUUCCCCUAGGACUUACCAAUAAAUAUCAAGUUGGUCCAAUGAUGAAGUUAAUUAAUGCUGUGAAGCCGCGAUAUGCCUUCUCAGGUCAUACUCAUAAGUCAGCUUCAUUUGAGCAUGAGAUUGGAUCAGUGGUGUUUACAGAGUAUGUUGUACCAACAUGCAGCUAUCGAAUGGGAACUGACAAGAUAGGUGCUGCUGUGGCCGUGAUAGAUGUUGAUGGUUCCAUUGAUUUUUCCGUCCUGCCACUUCCUACAAGAUACCCAUUUUUCUACGCGUAUUUGGUAGUUCUGUGCGUCUGCGUGACAUUGGCACUUCUGAUAUUAUUUAUUUUAAGGCCGUGUUUUAAUGGGAUAUUUAAUCGACGUCGAAUUCAAUUUAUAAGCGUUGGUAGAAAUGCGACUUUUCAGUGUUGUUAGGAAAUACAAGGAAAUUUAAUUGAAUGAGUGGACAAAUACAGAGUUCAGAGCAAGGAUUUUAA